UCCAGGAGACUUCACAAGCACCAGAACAAUGUCCGGAUACACACUGACCUACUUCCCAAUCAGAGGGAGAGCCGAGCCCAUCCGGCUGCUGCUCGCUGACCAGGGGGCCACAUGGAAGGAAGAUGAAGUGGCGCUUCAAGACUGGUUCUCUGGAAAAAGCGACCAGAAGAACAAAGCGGUUUUCGGUCAGCUGCCUAAGUUUCAGCACGGAGACUUUGCCCUGUAUCAGAGCAACAGCAUCCUGAGAUACCUGGGCCGCGUCCACGGGAUCAGCGGCAGCAACAAUCAGGAGAGCGCGCUUAUCGACAUGGUGAACGACGGCGUCGAGGAUGUGAGGCUGAAAUACAGCCGUUUUGUGUUCACUGAAUUUGAGACGGGUAAAGAGAAAUACCUGAAGGAUCUGCCCAAUCAGCUGUCACCAUUCGAGAAGAUCCUUUCCAAUAAUUCCAAUGGAACCAAAUUUGUGGUUGGAGAUAAAAUCUCAUACGCUGACUACAACCUGUUGGACCUACUACAAGUCCAUCUUGACCUUGACCCGAAGGUUUUGGCCGCCUUCCCCCUGCUCUCUGCCUAUACAGGACGUCUCGCCUCCCGCCCAAAACUCAGCCAGUACCUGAAAUCUGAGCAGCGCAACAAGCGACCGAUCACCCCGAAACACAAGUGACCGAUCACCCCAAAACACAAGUGACCCAUCACACCGAAACACAAUGACCGAUCACCCCGAAACACAAGUGACCGAUCACCCUGAAACACAAGUGACCGAUCACCCUGAAACACAAGUGACCGAUCACCCUGAAACACAAGUGACCGAUUACCCGAAAAACAAGUGACCCAUCACUCCAAAACACAAGUGACUGAUCACCCCGAAACACAACGACGGAUCCCCCCGAAACACAAGUGACCGAUCACGCCAAAACACAAGUGACCGAUCACCCCAA
Hyla sarda is the source of this 938-nucleotide messenger RNA. RefSeq names its product glutathione S-transferase P 1-like. The coding region runs from base 29 to 664 and encodes 211 amino acids. Gene Ontology annotation, molecular function: glutathione transferase activity. Gene Ontology annotation, biological process: glutathione metabolic process. The record is from RefSeq and is a predicted model, not a curated record. Gene Ontology annotation, cellular component: cytosol. The transcript is spliced from 7 exons. Lineage: Eukaryota; Metazoa; Chordata; Amphibia; Anura; Hylidae.